Molecule: messenger RNA, 294 nt
Organism: Protopolystoma xenopodis
Lineage: Eukaryota; Metazoa; Platyhelminthes; Monogenea; Polystomatidea; Polystomatidae
Source: the annotation of a GenBank genome assembly
AUGACUCGUCUGGCAGUCGGAUUCGUCAGACGGCACCAACUGUCGACCGAUCCACACUUCCAAGCGGACUCCAGACUGGAGACCUUGAAGGGACACGAUUCGCCCGUGCUCCUUCGGCUGCCACCAGACACGGAGCAGAGAUCUCGUCAAUCGGCUUUAGGGUACAGCAACACAACUACUGACAUGUGUUUGUGUGUAGAAAGGGUUGCUAGUUCCCGGCUGAUCCCAGCCAACACGAGGCCGAUUUAUUUCGAGAUCGAGUCAGUACUUAAAAGCGGUUUGACCGCGUUUUAA